Molecule: messenger RNA, 4071 nt
Organism: Carlito syrichta (Philippine tarsier)
Lineage: Eukaryota; Metazoa; Chordata; Mammalia; Primates; Tarsiidae
Gene: CDK13
Product: cyclin dependent kinase 13
Exons: 15
Coding region: 746-3487 (913 amino acids)
Biological process (GO): positive regulation of transcription elongation by RNA polymerase II; protein phosphorylation; transcription elongation by RNA polymerase II
Cellular component (GO): cyclin/CDK positive transcription elongation factor complex; nucleus
Molecular function (GO): RNA polymerase II CTD heptapeptide repeat kinase activity; cyclin binding; cyclin-dependent protein serine/threonine kinase activity
Source: RefSeq, a predicted model, not a curated record
CCCCCCCAGCUACAGCCGCCACAGCUCCUAUGAGCGCGGCGGCGACGUGUCCCCCAGCCCCUACAGCAGCAGCAGCUGGCGGCGCUCCCGCAGUCCCUACAGCCCUGUGCUCAGACGGUCUGCCAAAUCCCGAAGCAGAAGCCCAUAUUCAUCUAGGCAUUCGCGAUCUCGUAGCAGGCACAGAUUGUCUAGAUCUAGAAGUCGUCAUUCUAGCAUUUCUCCUAGCACACUAACUCUGAAGAGUAGCCUGGCAGCUGAAUUGAACAAAAAUAAAAAAGCACGUGCAGCAGAGGCAGCAAGAGCUGCAGAGGCAGCAAAGGCUGCAGAGGCAGCUAAGGCUGCUGAGGCUUCUGCCAAAGCUGCAAAAGCUUCAAACACUUCUACACCUACCAAGGGGAACACAGAAACUGGUGUCAGUGCAUCACAAACAAACCAUGUGAAGGAUGUGAAGAAACUGAAAAUUGAGCCUGCACCUUCUCCAUCAAGUGGUGGAACUUUAAAAAAUGACAAGGCAAAAACAAAGCCACCUCUUCAGGUAACAAAGGUGGACAAUAAUCUGAUUGUAGAUAAAGCCACCAAGAAAGCAGUUGUAGUUGGAAAGGAGAGUAAAUCUGCAACUACAAAGGAGGAGCCAGUAUCUCUUAAAGAGAAAACCAAACCACUUACACCAAGCAUAGGAGCCAAGGAAAAGGAGCAACAUGUAGCUUUACUGACUUCUACUUUACCACCAUUACCUUUGCCUCCCAUGCUGCCUGAAGAUAAGGAUGCUGAUAGCUUACGAGGAAAUAUUUCAGUAAAAGCAGUUAAAAAAGAAGUAGAAAAGAAACUCCGAUGUCUACUUGCUGAUUUACCUCUGCCCCCUGAGCUACCAGGAGCAGAUGAUCUCUCAAAGAGUCCAGAGGAAAAGAAAACAGCAACACAGUUACAUAGUAAAAGGAGACCUAAAAUAUGUGGGCCUCGAUAUGGUGAAAUCAAAGAAAAAGACAUUGACUGGGGAAAACGCUGCGUGGAUAAAUUUGAUAUCAUCGGAAUUAUUGGAGAAGGUACUUAUGGACAAGUUUACAAGGCCAGAGAUAAAGACACUGGAGAAAUGGUAGCCUUAAAAAAAGUACGUCUGGAUAAUGAAAAGGAAGGCUUUCCUAUUACAGCAAUUCGAGAAAUUAAAAUUCUCCGGCAGCUUAACCACCAGAGUAUUAUCAAUAUGAAGGAAAUAGUGACUGAUAAAGAAGAUGCUUUGGAUUUUAAGAAGGACAAAGGGGCAUUUUACCUGGUGUUUGAAUAUAUGGACCAUGAUCUGAUGGGACUACUGGAAUCAGGCUUGGUUCAUUUUAAUGAAAAUCACAUAAAGUCAUUUAUGAGACAGCUCAUGGAAGGUCUGGAUUAUUGUCAUAAGAAGAACUUUUUGCAUAGAGAUAUUAAAUGUUCGAAUAUCCUUCUAAAUAAUAGAGGGCAGAUAAAACUUGCAGAUUUUGGACUUGCUCGAUUGUAUAGUUCAGAAGAAAGUCGGCCAUAUACUAACAAGGUCAUCACUUUAUGGUAUCGUCCGCCUGAACUGCUACUGGGAGAAGAACGAUACACACCAGCAAUUGAUGUAUGGAGCUGUGGAUGUAUUCUUGGUGAACUCUUCACUAAAAAACCUAUAUUUCAAGCAAAUCAGGAACUUGCACAACUAGAAUUAAUAAGCCGUAUAUGUGGGAGUCCGUGUCCUGCAGUGUGGCCUGAUGUAAUCAAACUACCAUAUUUCAACACCAUGAAACCAAAGAAGCAAUAUCGUCGAAAGUUAAGAGAAGAAUUUGUUUUUAUUCCUGCAGCUGCGCUGGACUUAUUUGAUUACAUGCUCGCCUUGGAUCCUAGUAAGCGCUGCACUGCUGAACAGGCUCUUCAGUGUGAGUUCCUACGGGAUGUGGAGCCCUCAAAAAUGCCUCCACCAGAGAGGUUUUUACACGCUGAGGCAAUGCACCAUAGUAAGAUGGCUGAGAGCCUUCCAUUAUGGCAAGAUUGUCAUGAAUUAUGGAGUAAAAAGCGAAGGAGACAGAAGCAGAUGGGCAUGACUGAUGAUGUCUCAACUAUUAAAGCCCCCAGAAAGGACUUGUCUCUGGGCUUAGAUGACAGCAGAACUAACACACCCCAGGGUGUGCUGCCAUCUUCACAACUGAAAUCUCAGGGCAACUCAAAUGUAGCACCUGUAAAAACAGGCCCUGGACAGCAGUUUAACCACAGUGAAUUGGCAAUUCUGCUAAACCUACUACAAUCUAAAACAAGUGUUAAUGUGACUGAUUUUGUCCAAGUGUUGGACAUUAAGGUAAUCUCUGAGACUCAACAGCAGCUAAAUAAAAUAAACCUUCCUACUGGAAUUUUGGCAACAGGUGAAAAACAGACAGAUCCAUCAACACCACAACAGGAGUCUUCGAAACCGUUGGGAGGAAUUCAGCCUUCUCAGACCAUCCAGCCUAAAGUGGAGACUGAUGCUGCCCAGGCCGCUGUGCAGAGCGCAUUUGCAGUUCUGUUGACUCAGUUAAUAAAGGCUCAGCAGUCAAAGCAGAAAGAUGUGCUGCUAGAAGAGAGGGAAAAUGGAUCGGGACAUGAAGCAUCAUUACAGCUCAGACCACCUCCAGAACCUAGCACACCGCUGUCGGGGCAAGAUGACCUCAUCCAGCACCAAGACAUGAGAAUAUUGGAGCUAACCCCAGAACCAGACCGGCCUCGAAUUUUGCCUCCUGAUCAACGACCUCCUGAACCUCCUGAACCACCACCAGUCACUGAGGAGGAUCUGGAUUAUCGGACAGAAAACCAGCAUGUACCCACCACUAGUUCUUCGCUAACUGACCCUCAUGCUGGAGUGAAAGCGGCUCUGUUACAGCUGCUUGCUCAGCAUCAGCCCCCGGAUGAUCCCAAAAGAGAAGGUGGUAUUGAUUAUCAAGCAGGAGACACUUAUGUGCCCCCUUCAGACUACAAGGACAAUUUUGGAUCCUCUUCCUUCUCUUCUGCUCCUUAUGUAAGCAGUGAUGGUCUAGGAAGCAGUUCUGCUCCACCUUUGGAAAGACGUAGCUUCAUUGGAAACUCAGAUGUUCAGUCUUUGGAUAACUACAGUACUGCUUCAUCUCAUUCUGCUGGUCCACCUCAGCCUUCUGCCUUUUCUGAGUCAUUUCCCAGUUCAGUAGCCGGAUAUGGAGACAUUUACCUCAAUACUGGUCCCAUGUUGUUUAGUGGAGACAAGGACCAUAGAUUUGAAUAUAGCCAUGGUCCUAUUGCAGUCCUGGCAAACAGCGGUGACCCUUCCACAGGGCCAGAGAGUACUCAUCCUUUGCCAGCAAAGAUGCACAAUUAUAAUUAUGGUGGUAACUUACAAGAAAACCCGGGUGGCCCUAGCCUCAUGCAUGGACAAACCUGGACUUCUCCUGCACAGGGGCCAGGAUAUUCACAAGGAUACAGGGGACACAUUAGCACAUCAGCUGGCAGAGGUCGAGGCAGAGGGUUACCGUACUGAGUAUCUGUUUUUCCUCAGGCACAUCAUUUUUAUCUGGAAAGACUUUUCUAGCUGCAAUUUAAGGCAGCAAUCCAAGAGACUUGAAUAAUAUUAAUUCAACAACAGCUUUAUUUUUAUGUGGAGAAGGGUCUUGCAUACAAUAGUUUAAAAAAAGACAAAAAAAACCUUUGCUUAAAUUCAUGCUGUUCUAAACUAGAUCUAUCAAUUGUACAUCUUCACAAAUUCUAGUUAACAGUUUUAUUUUGUAUUCUUGCAGUUUUAAGUGGAUGCUAAUAAUAGGGACAUAAGCCUUUUAUGACCCUCUUGCAGAUCUUCUGAACUAUGCACAUUUGUGCUUUUUUUGUAAGUUUGGACCAACUUUUAUGUAACAAACAGCCCCUCCCUGCCCCCCACUCCAGUUUUACAACAAUCAGAAAGGGCACUGAUUUAUUUGGUAUUUUUCUUUUUACAAAGCUACCUUUAGUCAAAGGUCACUGUCAGUCUUUGCACCUGCUUUCAGUGUUAUUGUGAAAGGUGUACUUUGUGCUCAUUUCAGAAAAUAAAACACAACCUUUCUCUUGAUGCAAAGUUUUAUAAAAAAAAAA